Messenger RNA from Schistosoma turkestanicum, 1861 nucleotides. NCBI's taxonomy places the organism in Eukaryota, Metazoa, Platyhelminthes, Trematoda, Strigeidida, Schistosomatidae. The record is from the annotation of a GenBank genome assembly.
GAAUAAGAAAAAUGACUACAUAUCUUAAGUUCUAUCAUAUAGAUUGUAUAAUCUGAUGAAGCUUCAGUCAGUUCAAGACGUUGAUGAAUAUUUUAGUCAAACUGAUUGACGGAUGUGAAACAGCAAUAGUAAAGAAAUUCCAAUUUACUUAAAAAUUUUCAGUACAAAAUUGCUUGGUCAAACUGAUCAACACACCGGAUAUACUAUUCAAUCUUGGCGUAAUCAACUUAAAUACAUAAUUUAUAUGGUUAUGAUGUCUCUGAAAAUGUUGUUUCAUGAAAGUCAUUGAUUACGUUAGGAUUGUUCAAAUUAAAUGUUCUUAUUGGAUAGAUUUUCUAAAUAAUCCUUCAUUUUCAAGGAUCCAUUGCCAUCUGACCUUUAUAUGGUUUGCUAUACUAGUGGAAGCACCGGAUUACCUAAAGGUGUUUUGGUUAACCAUGAACAGAUUGUGGAUUCUGUGUUUUCAAUAAUGGAAGCUUCUGAAAACAAGCUCAUCAACUCCAAUUCAAGUCAUCUUUCGUAUCUCCCAUUGGCAUAUAUGAUGGAACAUAUACUUUCAUCCUACUAUAUUAUGAUGGGAGCCCGUUUGGGAUUUCUAACAGAUUCUGUUGACAAUCUGGUGGCAGAUGCGAGAGCUUUGAAACCAGGUGUGAUAACAGCAGUUCCACGUGUACUUUCACGUAUGUAUACUGAUUAUCAGAAUUCAUUGGGUGAUUCCAAAAUCAAAAGGCAACUUUACAGUCAAAUUGUGAAAAGAAAAAUGGCUGAACAAAAACGCGGAAAAUUCCACCAUCAUAGUAUCCUGGAUACAUUAUACUUUAGGAAACUUAGGAAGUUAUUAGGUGGACGCGUAUAUUGUAUUGUUAGCGCAGGAGCUCCGUUGCCCGAAGAGGUUUCAAAAUUUAUGCAUACUGCAUUCGGUUUGCUUGCUGAGGGGUACGGAUCAACAGAAACAAUGGGAAGCACCACUAUUACUUUAGUUGGCGAGUACCGUCUAGGUACUGUUGGUUCCGUGGCACAUGGUAUAGAAGUGAAACUUGUUGAUGUACCAGAUUUGGGUUUGGUCGCAUUGAGGGAUCAAAGAGGAGAAAUCUGCGUCAAAGGCAAACGAUGCACAAAAGGCUAUUACAAAGAACCAGAAAAAUCUGCUGAACUUAUUGAUAGUGAAGGGUGGUUACACACUGGGGAUGUCGGUGAAUGGACACCAGAAGGUUCAUUGAAAAUCGUCGACCGCCUAAAAAGCAUCUUCAAAUUGGCCGAAGGUGAAUAUGUUGCACCAAAAAAAGUAGAAAUGGUUUAUCAGUAUUCUAAACUAGUAAGCCAGAUAUUCGUUGAUGGUAAAAGUGAUAAAAACUAUCCAGUUGCGAUUGUUGUUCCUGAUUUUAUUGAAUUGCGCUGUUGCCUAAAUAAUGCAGGAGUACUACAUUGCUCAAAACUUUCGGACUAUGAACUUUGUCGAAACAAAGUUGUGAAUAAAUUUGUUCUAGAUAAAAUGAAUGCUGUAGCUGCUGAACAUUUACUAAAAAGCUUUGAAAAGGUUCAGGCAAUUCAUUUGACAGAUGAGGCAUUCAGCGCUGAUAAUGGCUUACUAACUCCAACAAUGAAAUUAGCACGUAUCAAAGCUCGGAGUUAUUUUUCCAAGAUAAUAGACAGUUUAUACACCCAAUCGUAGGGUUCUUUUACUUCUGGUCUGAAAUGAAUUUUGUGAUCGCCAACUUACGAUACUAUUUAUGAAUGAAACAAGUGUGUUUUGCACUGACACCUUUUGUGGGUGCUAUAAUUUGGACUGUAAUAUUUUCGAAUGCAGUCGAUGUUCGAUGUUGGUGCUUUGGGUAGAGUAUUAUCUGGUUAAGAACGUCUG